Messenger RNA from Sinocyclocheilus grahami, 4005 nucleotides. Its product is annotated as coronin-2B-like. Gene Ontology annotation, molecular function: actin filament binding. NCBI's taxonomy places the organism in Eukaryota, Metazoa, Chordata, Actinopteri, Cypriniformes, Cyprinidae. The transcript is spliced from 12 exons. Bases 209 to 1636 code for a protein of 475 amino acids. The record is from RefSeq and is a predicted model, not a curated record.
CUGAUAGGCUUGGAUACUUAGCGAGAGACAGCAACCAAACCCUCCCUCCCCCUCUCUCUCUCUUCUCCUUUUUCACAAUCUCUCGUGUCUCACUCUGCUGUCGUAGAGACUGCAGGCUGCACACACUCAGUGAGUCCUUCUCUCUCUGUCCUGUUGUCUCACUCAGCGUUUCAGGCACAGAAACGGACUCUUCUGCACUGUUCUCUGCAUGACUGUCACAAAGAUGUCAUGGCGGCCGACCUACCGGAGCUCCAAGUUUCGAAACGUCUACGGCAAAGUGGCCAAUCGAGAGCACUGCUUCGAGGGCAUCCCGAUCACAAAAAACGUCCAUGACAACCACUUCUGCGCGGUCAACGCCAAGUUCCUCGCCAUAGUAACGGAGAGCGCGGGAGGAGGCUCCUUCGUUGUUAUCCCGGUCACUCAGUUUGGCCGUAUCGACCCUCACUAUCCAAAGGUCUGCGGUCACCAAGGAAACGUGCUGGACAUCAAAUGGAAUCCUUUCCAUGAAAACAUAAUUGCUUCUUGUUCAGAGGACUCUUCUGUGCGAAUAUGGGAGAUUCCUGAUGGUGGACUGAGGAGGAAUUUGACAGAGUCUGUAUUAGAACUGUAUGGCCACAGCAGGCGUGUGGGUCUCAUAGAGUGGCACCCAACCACUAGUGGGAUUCUCUUCAGUGCUGGCUAUGACUAUAAGAUCCUCAUUUGGAAUCUUGAGAUUGGAGAGCCGGUGAAAAUGAUUGACUGUCACACAGACGUGAUCCUCUGUAUGUCAUUUAACACAGAGGGCAGCCUACUGGCUACCAGCUGCAAGGACAAGAAGCUCCGCGUCAUCGAGCCCCGCUCUGGCAAAGUGCUACAGAUCCUCAUUUGGAAUCUUGAGAUUGGAGAGCCGGUGAAAAUGAUUGACUGUCACACAGACGUGAUCCUCUGUAUGUCAUUUAACACAGAGGGCAGCCUACUGGCUACCAGCUGCAAGGACAAGAAGCUCCGCGUCAUCGAGCCCCGCUCUGGCAAAGUGCUACAGUUGCAGGGUGAUGGGAACAUCCGGUACUACGAGUUCACCCUGGAGAAACCCUACCUGCAGUAUCUCAUGGAGUUCAGGUCCCCUGCACCACAGAAAGGGCUCGGAGUGAUGCCGAAGCAUGGGCUGGAUGUAGGAGCGUGUGAAGUCUUCAGGUUUUAUAAGCUGGUCACUCUAAAGGGCCUGAUUGAACCAAUCUCUAUGAUUGUGCCUAGAAGGUCAGAGACAUAUCAGGAGGACAUUUAUCCCAUGACUCCUGGGACUGAACCUGCUCUGUCUGCUGAUGAGUGGCUCAGUGGAAUCAACCGAGGUCCAGUGCUCGUGUCUUUAAAAGAGGGCUACAACAGAGCAAACAAACUGGUGUUCAAGGCCCCUGUGAAGGACAAGAAGGGUGGAGUGGUCAAUGGGAUUGACCUGCUAGAAAACGUGCCUCCCCGUACAGAGAAUGAGCUCUUGCGGAUGUUCUUCAGGCAGCAGGAGGAAUUGCGGCGACUGAAGGAUGAACUUACGCAGAAGGACAUUAAGAUUCGACAGCUUGAGCUGGAGCUCAAUAACAUAAGGAACAGCCCAAACAUCAACAACAAUAACAACAACAGCAGCAAUGGUAGCAGCAUUUGACACUGGAUCUGUGCUGUGUUUUUUGAUCUAAAGUGACACACUAUAAGCCCUGAGCACUGCUGAAACACACGGGCUUCCUUUUACUAAAACCAAGACCACAGGAGAGCAAGCGCUUGUCUUCAUAAAGCAGUGUUUCUCUCUGACCCCCAGUGUUGACCCCACAGCUGCUGUGUGCUAAGUCGACUUUAUUGGAGUGAUGAUUCACUAACCCUGUGAAAACUGUCCCAUUACAUGAGCUUCAGUCACACUGUUGGUCCACCUGCAGUGGAUUGAUUCUCUCUCUUUAUGGAUUGGUUUUGGUACAAGCUACUCAUUGCAUUAUCAUCUCAUUAUUGUAGACUUCACUAGAUUGAAUUAUUAGAAUUAUUUAUUUCAUUUGUUUCCUUUGUGCUACUUAGCGUUGUUCUAAAUAGCUUAAUAAUCUCCAUGUAGAGAAGAAACGUGUUUUAAUAAGGUCAAACAGACAUGCUUCACCCAUCAAGCUGUUAUCUCAUGUAAACACUAGGUCCAUUGCAUCAUUUUGAUAUGACCCACAGUGCUGUUUUAAUGUACAAACACCACAGAUGAUAUUUAUCCAAUUGACAUGCUCCUAAAUCUAGAAGUAUUGGGUUUUACUAAUAUAAGUUGAGGACUGUGUUGCUUCACAUAAUUUAUGUGAAAUAUGUUCAAGUCAGUUUAUGAACGCAAAACUUCAAAUGGGUUUUUAAGUUAACUAAAGUUCAGAAUAAUUUCAUAAUUAGUUUUGAAAAAUCACACUUUGCACCUGAUGAAAACAUAAAAGUCCACAAAUUGUAAAAUGCAAUUAUGAAAUUAAUUAGUAAUAGACGUCGUAUUAGAGACCUACACUGUAGUUCCGUAGGAAAGUCAAGUUUGAAGAGAACGUGAUAAAAAGAACGUUCAACAAAUUAAAGAAUGAGACACAGAAAAUGUUACAUUUUUUGAUUCUGAAAGUUGAAUGCAUGGCAAUAUUUCAUUUUAAAGACUUACUGUGAUUUAUAAAGCAUAAUUUUACUUUUUUAUUAAAUUUUAAAUCAAACAUAUUUAUUGAUUUCCAUUUUUAUACUUUUAAGUAAAGUGUCUUUGAGUUUUCAGGUUUGUAGCUUGUAACCAUGAAUUUACUGUAUCCUUGUCGUCCUGUUACAUUCAAAUGAUUGACCUCUUAAACAAAUAGCUUCUUAGAUUGGAUGUAAACUCUUAUAAAGUGCGUUGUAUUCAGCUUUGAACUUUCAGUGUAAACCCUUUCAAAUGUUUUAUUGUAAAGUGGACCAAUUCUUUGCCGACAAAUACAUUAUGCACUACAGGUGCAGUCACGCUCUCUCUUCAGUGCGCGCUGCAUGCUCUCUAGAAGUUACCUUAUUAAUUAUGAUUUAAAACAUAGAUUUUUCCCAGAACAAACUGGACCAGCUCAAAAAAAAAAUUGUUUGGACGGCACAUUUACUAGAGCACCUAUGAGCUAAUGUGUUAAAAUGUUAUCCCUUUUAAAAUAUAUUUAUAAUCUGAUUCCCAAAUGAAUUUAUGAUUAUAAAUAACUUCGCCCGACCAGCACGGAAAGCAAAGUCGGUGCACCUCUGAAUUCAGACAUUGUGUGUUUGACAUUUUCCUGCUGUUUAAUGAAAACACUAUGAGCCUCAAACUUUGUAAAGAUUUAGCUUCAUAAAACAAUAACACAAACCCCAGCAUCUUCUGCUUUAUCAUUGCAUAGUAAAAGCGCGUUUUGAGGUAAAGUGCACUUUAGGUAUUCUGACAUUAGGGAGCGGUAAAGCCACAGUCUUGCUCAUGUCAUCAGCACGUACUGAAGGCCUACACUUGCCAUGAAACAGACAGACAACACAGCAUCCUCUUAACACGAUAAAGAGCAGUUCAGACACAAGCAGUAGUGCUUAAAGGGAUAGUUCACCUUUAGUUGCUGGUCUCCAUUGACUUAGUGUAUUGACUAUAGUCAAUAGGAACCAGCAACUGAAGGUGAACUAUCCCUUUAAGGAACACUGGGUAAUAAUAACAAUGGGCCAAACAGUGAGGAACAGGUUGUUUAUGUGGCCUGUAGCUACAUUCCAAAUCGUAUGCCUGAUAAUUGUGCAUCAUUGAAGAUGUUGAGGUGGAUAUUAAUUUGUUCAGUGUGAAGUGCCACAAUAUUUAUGUUUUACCCAGGCCCUUCAUUUGGUGUUAGACAAGUCGCUCACUACACAAGCACAAUUAAUGUUGAAAUAUUUCGUGCUGACAGUGCCUAAAGAAUUAUGAGGCAAGACAUUAGACUAACCUUCGUCUUUGAUUAAAAUGAAGAGCAUUAAUAGGUAAUCACUAUUCAUUAUGAUUAACUAACUACAGCAUGUUGCACAAAAGGUAAUUGCAUACAAAGUAAAAACCUCUUC